AUGCCAAUCUACAUCCCUCUGGCUCCUCCCGGGCUCCAAACUGAGUUCAACUACAACUACACCUACAGCUACAACGCGAUGCAGUGGAAAAGCCACGGACAGACAACGCAGGACGCUGGCUACGACACCGAAGACGAGGAAGAAGUCGUUUACGACCUUGAUGAACAUGCCAUGGCUUGCCUACCACAUCACCUCCAGCAGGUAAUGCGGGAGCUUCACAUGGAGCGCCUGGAACGUCUGCAGCACGAGAACCCUCACUUCAAAUUCCGCAGUCCAGUUGCUUAUCAUCGCAACAACCAUGCAGACGCAUGGCUUGAGAGCGUGGUGUCGCAACUCGUGGAGAGACAGUCAAUGCAGAGAGCAGGACGUCACCAAAUUGGAGAGACACCAGAUGUACUUCCUCAACCGAUGGGCCGGUGUGAAAAUCAAAGACAAGCUACGGCAGAAGCGCAACAUACACCCGGCGACACAGUCGACCAGGCACAAUUCGCUUCCAGAACCCUGGAAACUGACCUCACGUAUCAUCAUGAGGAGACGAUUGCAGAUGCAGGUGUCGAAAUGGAGCACGAGUCAUCUCCGAUCCAGGAGUACUUCGCGGAGGGACGGGAUGAUAAGGAUCAGACUCACACCAGAUAUACAACUUGGUACGGAGAUCAGACCUUGGAAGAAAAGUCGAGUGUUCCCAAGUUUCGCAGGAGACGAUCAUUAAUCAUCUUGGGAAUGCGAAGUCGACUUCAGAAGAAGAUUGGGAGGAUGAGCAGAUUCUUCAAGAGAUAUUCCGUUGCCUGA
Messenger RNA from Aspergillus thermomutatus, 789 nucleotides. RefSeq lists its product as uncharacterized. The transcript has a single exon. The record is from RefSeq and is a predicted model, not a curated record. The coding region runs from base 1 to 789 and encodes 262 amino acids. NCBI's taxonomy places the organism in Eukaryota, Fungi, Ascomycota, Eurotiomycetes, Eurotiales, Aspergillaceae.